Messenger RNA from Aspergillus pseudotamarii, 1726 nucleotides. Its product is annotated as DUF2855 family protein. The record is from RefSeq and is a predicted model, not a curated record. Lineage: Eukaryota; Fungi; Ascomycota; Eurotiomycetes; Eurotiales; Aspergillaceae. The transcript has 3 exons. The coding region runs from base 99 to 1385 and encodes 428 amino acids.
UGGGAAGGGAAGCAUGGAAAUGAGUAUAAAAGGGAAGAAAAAUAUCCUGCACAGCUAGACUAUUCAUAAUUCGACAAGGAGCAGAUAUUCUCACCAACAUGUCCCAAACUGAGACCAUCCAUGUAGUUUCCAAGAAAGACAAUAGCCAACAUGCUGUUGUCACUAUUGAGAAUGCCUCUUCCGCUACAAGGCAACUGUCGCCUUCAUCGGUUCGCGUGCGACCGCUUAUACUCAGUCUAAGCUCCAAUAAUCUUUCUUAUGCACGUGCUGGCGAGUUACUUCAUUGGUGGGAUACAUACCCCGUCCCCAGUGUAGCUCCGGCGCCAUACAACGACCAAUCGGCGUGGGGGAUCGUCCCGGCAUGGGGGUAUGCCACGGUCCUCGAAAGCACGACUGAUAUCGCCCCGGGAUCGACACUCUGGGGGUUCUGGCCGACCUCAGGACUCCCGACGGACCUUACGUUGAUCCCGGGCGAGCCGCACGGGCAUUGGACUGAGGUUAGCGAGCACCGGAAACGUCUCAUGACUUACUACAACCGAUACGAGGUCGUGAGUGAAGAUGAUCGGGACACGCUGGCUUGGACUGCCGCCAUCCGUGCCAUCUGGGGCGCCGGGUAUCUGCUCAGCGAGUAUGUCUUUGCGCCUAAAGAAACGCCUGUCCAUCCCUACGGUGCUGCGGCCGGGUUGGAUUGGACUACUGAGGAUGCGGACUUAUCGUCUGCGGUUGUUGUUAAUUUGGCUGCGUCGACUAAGACGGCGCGCUCCCUUACGUAUAACUGUUUGUGUCGGCCGGCUGGGUCGGGGCCGUUGGGUGUCUUGCAGAUUACUUCUUCGCCUGAGGCUCUGGAGCGGGCGGCUGAGCAGCAGAUUGCGAAGCGUCAGUCGGGCGCUGGACCGGUGAAAGCUCUGGCGUAUUCGGAUGUAGAUCGGGCGGUGCCUUGGUUGGUUGGUCUUGAGCCGUCGAAGCUGGUGAUUAUUGAUUAUGGUGCUCGGGAUAAUGCACUCCUGCGACUUCGCGAACUGGUGCAGAGCCACGAGUCGCUUCAGAGCUGCAAGGUUGUUAUCAUCCAAGUUGGAGGCCAGCAGAAGGUGUACACCGAGGAUGAGCUGCGCGAAGCCUAUGCAUCUAUGCAAGCGCUCGGGGUGAUCCAAUCCAAUGCUUCUACUGCCCGCGAUACGGCCAUUGAGCUUGACGGCCCCGAGGCAUUUUUCGAUAGAAUGGAUCAGCGGUGGAAGCAAUGGCUUGACGACCGCGCGGCUACGGUUCCUGACAUGCGUCUGGUCUGGGGUAAAGGGGUCGCAGGCACCGAGGGAAUGUAUGGUGGAUGGGAGCGGCUGACGAAAGGGGAUGUGCGUCCAGAGGAGGCGUUGGUGUAUAUGGUUUAGAGGCGAUAGGGUUGUUUGAGCUAGCAACGGUCUCCUGAGGCCGACUCGCCGUAGAAGGUUUGCAACGGCAUAUGAAUGUCUAAUAUGGAGUAUGAGACCCCCGUUUAGACACACUCUGUUAGGACGGUAGAGCUAUAUGUCAUAGUUCUCCACUUAGUUACUCCGUACGUAAUAGGAAUUGCGGAGUAUAGGAGGAAGCUCUGGUAGCUCCUAUCCGAGACAAUUCCGCCUUGUGUAUAUUGCCCUCCAUAUAUCUUGCCGUGUAUCAGCAGAGAUGACGUGUCUCACAGCGCGAGUCCUUUAUCAACGUCCGCGCGAGCUGUGACACCUAGGUGAGCACG